GGUCGGGAGGUCACGCUGACCUGCCCCGAGCUGGGAAGCAUGGUGUACACCGUGGCAGGAACAGGACUGCCACCUGCGGAUCCCCAGCCAAUCGUCAAACUGGAAGCUGCGAUCGGAACCACGGAAACCGUCAUGAUUCCGUUCCGUAAUCCGGCAGAUGUUGCCGUCAUGGCAACUGUCGACGUCACCUGUGCGGACGAGGGCAGUUCACAAGCUUCACAGUUUAGAAAUCUGUUGAAGAGAAGGCACGAUCUGCGUGUGGACUCCUUCACAACGCUUCACAUACCGAUCAGCUUCACACCACAAACGAUGAAGCUUCAUCGAUCCACAUGUACCGUCAUUGCCACACGCUUAGAUGGAAAACCAUGGGAUGACACGGAUGGUGAGCGUGUCGAUGUUUUGAGGUUCAUCUACCCUGUGGAAGGCACGCCGCACCGCAGCAUUCCUGCGACGAUGCCAGCGACCCCGCGUUCCAGGGUCACGUGCGAGGCCCAAUCACACGUCGAGCAGACACUACAGGUCACGCUCGACUGCGUGGAGCCAGGUGAUUCAGGAUUCACGCCUCAUGGCGUGAGAGAGGACAGGGUAUUGGUUAAUUGGACGCAGGAGGUGCGUUGCGGUGGGUCUGGUGGUCCGGGGAAGCUGGCGGGUCAGGUGCACAUGAUUCGCGGCGUCGCCGCGAUUCCAGGCGAGCUUGACAGGGGUCGGGACGAGGAGAAUGAAGGAGACGCGCCUGAGGGAGGAGCUGCGACGCGGAGUGAGAGAGCAGCGUUCGGAGCGAGGAUCUGCCUCGGCGAUGGAGAAACGGGAGGCGUGAGCUCUGGCGAUGGGAAUGUGGAGGCGAGGAUUGAGUGGGAUGUUGACGGCUCCCUGAAGAUCUAG
This is a messenger RNA of Priapulus caudatus, 882 nucleotides long. Its product is annotated as cilia- and flagella-associated protein 47-like. The transcript has 8 exons. NCBI's taxonomy places the organism in Eukaryota, Metazoa, Priapulida, Priapulimorpha, Priapulimorphida, Priapulidae. The coding region runs from base 40 to 882 and encodes 280 amino acids. The record is from RefSeq and is a predicted model, not a curated record.